Molecule: messenger RNA, 2038 nt
Organism: Rosa rugosa (rugosa rose)
Lineage: Eukaryota; Viridiplantae; Streptophyta; Magnoliopsida; Rosales; Rosaceae
Product: sugar transport protein MST4-like
Exons: 5
Coding region: 131-1654 (507 amino acids)
Biological process (GO): monosaccharide transmembrane transport
Cellular component (GO): membrane
Molecular function (GO): monosaccharide transmembrane transporter activity
Source: RefSeq, a predicted model, not a curated record
UCGUCGAGCUAGUCUCUUCUUUUUCUUAAGUUGUCUGAAGGUCGACUAGUACAAAUGCUCUCCUGCCUGUAAAAUCGAUCAGAUACUAAUUGACGAUUAAGGUAUAGCAAAUUACUAAGAAGAAGAAAGCAUGGCGGGGGGAUUUGUCGCCGAAACGGGAGGCAAAGAAUUUGAAGCAAAGAUCACACCUCUUGUGAUCAUUUCUUGUAUAAUGGCAGCGAGCGGAGGCCUAAUGUUUGGUUAUGAUAUUGGAAUUUCAGGGGGUGUUACAUCAAUGCCAGACUUUUUGAAAAAAUUCUUCCCGACUGUGUAUAAAAAUCAAGAACAACCAGGACUUACAGGAAAUUACUGUAAAUACGAUAAUCAAGGGUUACAAAUGUUCACAUCUUCAUUGUACCUCGCCGCUUUAAUAGCAACAUUCUUUGCAUCGUACACAACCAAAACACUAGGUCGAAAGGUGACCAUGUUGAUAGCUGGGAUUUUAUUUUUAAUUGGAACAGCUUUUAAUGCCGCAGCAAUGAACAUUGCCAUGCUCAUUAUUGGGAGGCUCUUACUUGGUUGUGGAGUUGGUUUUGCUAACCAGGCAAUUCCACUUUUUCUUUCGGAAGUUGCACCCACAAGAAUUCGUGGGGCACUUAACAUACUCUUCCAGCUUAAUAUCACCAUUGGCAUUGUCGUUGCAAAUCUUAUCAACUAUGGAACUGCCAAACUUACAACGGGAUAUGGUUGGAGAAUAUCACUGGGUUUAGCUGGGGUUCCGGCACUUCUGCUAACGGUGGGGUCUCUUAUUGUAGUAGACACUCCUAACAGUUUGAUCGAACGAGGUAAGUUGGAGGAAGGAAAAUCAAUUCUUAGAAGAAUCCGCGGUGUUGACAAUGUUGAACCAGAAUACUUGGAGAUUGUUGAGGCAAAUCGUACGGCAACACUAAUUAAAAACCCUUUCCAAAAUCUCCUAAAGCGUAGGAACAGGCCUACUCUAGUCAUUGGAAUGAUGAUGCAGAUAUUCCAACAAUUUACAGGCAUUAAUGCAAUCAUGUUUUACGCUCCAGUUUUGUUCCAGACUUUGGGAUUUAAGAGUGAUGCCUCCCUUUACUCAUCCGUAAUAACAGGACUUGUCAAUGUUCUCUCAACCGUUGUAUCAGUUGUCGUUGUGGACAAAGCUGGUCGUCGAAUGCUCUUGAUAGAAGCUGGGAUUCAAAUGUUUCUUUCUCAAAUGGGAGUUGCCGUAAUUAUGGGACUUAAAGUUAAGGAUUAUUCUAACAACCUCGGACAUAGCUUGGGAAUUCUAGUGAUUAUUCUCGUUUGUAGUUUUGUAGCCUCUUUCGCAUGGUCUUGGGGUCCUCUAGGGUGGUUGAUCCCUAGUGAGACAUUCGCUGUUGAAGCUCGCUCGGCUGGCCAGAGUAUUGUUGUUUUUACGAACAUGCUCUUCACAUUCGUUAUAGCACAAGCCUUCCUUUCAAUGCUUUGCCACAUGAAGUCUGGCAUAUUCGUUUUCUUUUCAGCUUGGGUCCUUGUCAUGACACUUUUUACCAUCUUGUUUAUUCCUGAGACCAAGAAUAUUCCCAUUGAUGAGAUGAAUGAAAGAGUGUGGAAGCAACAUUGGUACUGGAAGAGAUUUAUGGAUAGCUUUGAAGAUGGACCAAAGGGAAAUUGAUGUGGGACAAAAUUUUAGCCAAAUUCAACAAAGAAUAUCCAAAAAAAGAAGCGUCGUCAUAUUAAGAAGAAUAAUUUGAAGAUUGAAAAUUGGUAUUCAAAUAGUAUUAAGAUAUUCGUAAAUUGCUCUUUUGGAUAUAUCAGGUUUCUCAAGCAAAAUCUCGGUUGGGACCAUAAGUUUGGAAGUUAGGUAUUCUCUUAAAUCUAGGAUUUUAUUUCCAAUUUUUAUUAAAUUAGUUUUCAUUGUCUUAGUCUAUAAGGAAUUGUUAUUUACGUUUUCUAGUUCUAUUAGAUUUAGGAUUUGUGCUCUAGCUAUAUAAGCACCUUAUAAGAUUAAUGUAAUUUGAAGCGUGUGAGUUAUCGAAUAAAAGUCAAGUUAGAAAAG